Molecule: messenger RNA, 191 nt
Organism: Paraglomus brasilianum
Lineage: Eukaryota; Fungi; Glomeromycota; Glomeromycetes; Paraglomerales; Paraglomeraceae
Source: the annotation of a GenBank genome assembly
GACCUGAGUUCGUAACUGCAGUCCUAGGACCAGAGUUUGAAACCCUAGGACCAGAGCUUGAAACCGAAGUCCUAGGACCAGAGCUUGAAACCGCAGUCCUAAGACCUGAGUUCGUAACCGCAGUGGGACCACAGGGACUGAAACAUGGGACCGGACUGCCUUGCAUAUUAGACUGGACUACAGGGACUGAA